AUGGAAAUCACAUCCACCUUUAAAACUACACUCAAUGAAUUUUGUGAAGUUGCAAAUUGGAUGACACAAAAAGUUUAUGGUUGGCGAAAUUUAACUAAUGAAGAUCUACGUCAAAUUAGAAAUAAAUUAGAGGCCUUACAACCGAUAGCAGAUAAAUAUGAACGUUCAUUCAGGACAUCUAAGGUAAUGUUGGAGAACGAACUAUAUUUAAACUUAGAAAAUGCUUCUUCUAAUCUAUGGAAUUCAAUUUCAAUAACUUUAAAAACAGAACAACAAAGUUUCACUAAAGCAAAAUUACCAAAUGAUACUACUAAGAAAAAAGAUGAUAUACAAGAGACAGAUCAAUUGUAUUUAUUGUGUUGUUGUAAACUAUUUUCGGCUAGUUUAUUUGCUGUGUAUGAUGCAUUAAUAAAUACUACAGAGACCUUACUUAGAAUACUUAAUUGCCAAGUAAACACAUUAAAAACUAUUGUAGAUUGUUUGACACAAUCCUACCUAUCCCAUUGUUGUCUUAUCAAUGGUGAUGUGGAUAAAGCUUUGGAAAUCAAAUAUAAUUCUUCAAUAGUUAAACAUGAUUGGGAUGAAUUAAUUCAUAUUUAUCAGGACAUACCACAAUAUACUUUAAGAAGAGUAGAAGAAAGGACAGACAUUUGGGAAGAAAAUCAAAAAUAUGAGAUCAAAAGAUUAAAGUUAGAAUUUUUCAUUGUAAACUUUCAACUUUGUUUAAAAGAUGGAGACAUUGAAACAGCAAAGUUAUAUAGUAAUAAAAUUAAUAUAAACGAAAGCUUAGAUAUUCUAGAUGCUAAAUGUUUAAUUGAGUUAUGCAGAAUAAUAUUUAAUUCUGUCUUAAUUUACUCGAAAAAUUGUCACAACACUAUGAAAAAACAAGAGGUUGUUUCGCUGCUAAGAUUGGCGUUACAAUACUUAAAUCUUCCAUUAGAAAAUCUAUCAUCUCAUAUAAAUUAUCAAAAUAUCAAAUACUCAGUAACUUUAUUUUUAACAAAAUUUUUAAUAGAAAACUGCAAGGAGCUUUCUGCUGCUGAAGAAUGUAGUUCACUACUCAAUUUAUUACAGGAACAUUUUGGAAAGAAAAUCGAACCAUAUAAAUUAGCCAUCAAAUACAACCAAACUCAACAAACUGGAAACAGUGAUCAAGCUAUUGAAGAAAUUAUAAUGAGAAUGAUUACUACAUUAAAUAUAACUCUUCACUGGGAACAAAUAUUAGAAUGCAUUGGGCAAUUGUCAAAAAGUAAUACUAAACUGGCUAUUGUCUGUAUGGAAUACAUUUUUCUUAAUAAAUUAAAUCAAAAAGAACAUUCUAAGAUUUGGGAAGAUUUAAUUGUUGCAAGAGUAUUUUUAACAAUUGAAGCACAGGAUUUAACAAUCAAGGAUAUUACUCUUUCUCUAAAUGAAUUUUUUAAAACAGUUGAAACCAAUGCUGUAGAAAAACUUUCUAGAAUGAAAAUAUCAUGCAUUGUAACUAUUCUCUGGAAUUUGGCCAAGAAAUUUGAUAAAAAACAAGAAUAUGCAAACAGUUGCCUUAUUUAUGAAUUAGCUAUUAAAAAAUUAUUUUGUGAUGACUUUAGUGAAAUCGGAAAAAUAUUAAGGGCGCUUAUAUCAUCCUAUAUAAAUUGUGGAAAUUAUGAAGCAGCUCUACAACAAUAUGAAAGAAUGGAAGAAUGUGAUAAGCUACAUCCUCUUACACAGUUGUUGUUGGUGAAAAUAUACUAUAAAUUCGCGGAAAAAAACAAAAUAACAGAAUGCUUGAAAAAUAUCUAUCUAUCAAAAUCUGAUAAUUCAAUUCAAAUCUUAAUUUUAGCUAUAUCUUUCUGCAAGAAAAUGGAUGAUAUAGUUUUAACUGGUAUAAAUUUUCUAUUUGAAAAAAUAGAUUUAGAAGAAGAAAAUACUGACCGAAAUCAAGUAAAUGAUUGGACUAUUCCAUUAUUAGAAUUACUACGCUACACACUACAGCUGAUCAUCAAAUUAUUUGACAAUGAUAAUUUAAACUGGAAACAAAAUGUGCCAAUAUUACAGAAACUUUUAACCAAAGCCAAACAUUUUAUUGUAGACAAUUCCAAGCUUAGGAGAUCUUUUGAAGAAACAACAAAAACACAUUUUGAAAAAGAAAUAAUUUCUGUCGAUGAGGUAGAAUGGUUUGCUUCAGUUGCCUAUAACAUAUCAGUAAAAGGAUAUAAUGAAAAUAAAAUAGAUCUAAUUCAACCACUUGUACAAUUAGCAGCUGAACUUAAUGAUUUGAUCCCAAUUAAUCAAUUUUCUUUCAUAAAACGUUUUCAUUUUCAAUAUUGGAAGUACAGAAUAUCACUACUAAAAGCAAUUAUCUUUUUAGAAGGAAAUCAAAAUACUGAUUUUGAUUUGUCAAGACUACAAGAAUUAACUCUAUCUUUAGAAAAUGUAUUAGAAGACAUCAGUGCUUUUAGAAGAACUUCCGAGGUAAAAGAAAAAAUCGAUAAAGAAAGUAUUGCAGAUCUAGAUAACUGUUAUAUUGAACUUUUAACGGUACAAUUUAAAUGCAUACUCUCUCUGAAAAAUCAACAAAAACUUCAGAUAUUUACUGAAAAAAUACUGAAAGAAAAUAAUCUGCAUAUUAAUAAGGUUUUAAUCGAACUAUGCCUGUCCAAUCCAGAUUGUCCACAGGGUAUGACGAAGAAAACAGUAACUGCUAUUAUUAAGAGAAAUCUAGUUGAAAAUACUGUAUCCAAUAAUGAUCUCAGCACCUGGAUUAAAAUAUUAUUAGAAAAUAUUUCAAAUCCAGGAGAUAUAACCGACGAAGGCAUAAUCUCAAAUGUUUUAAAUAAAUUUCAGAUUGAUAUACGUGAUAAUCCAUCUUGCUUGUUACAAUCAAAAGAAACUAUUGAAACAAUCGCAACAUUAAUAUGGAAUGUUGGUGUAAAUUUGCUUAUAUUUGGUGAUCAAGAAAACGCAAUCAAAUGGUGCAAAUAUUCUGUGUUGUUUGCCAAAUUUGUUAAUAAUGAUCUAAAAGAUCAACUGAAAAGUAUGUGGCAUUCACUGAUAUCAAGUGCUAAUAUUCAAGACGAUCCAAUUAGUCAAAUAUAG
Arxiozyma heterogenica is the source of this 3075-nucleotide messenger RNA. It is a transcript of the gene SPO22, whose product is annotated as Spo22p. The coding region runs from base 1 to 3075 and encodes 1024 amino acids. Gene Ontology annotation, biological process: meiotic cell cycle; regulation of synaptonemal complex assembly. Gene Ontology annotation, molecular function: protein binding. The transcript has a single exon. NCBI's taxonomy places the organism in Eukaryota, Fungi, Ascomycota, Saccharomycetes, Saccharomycetales, Saccharomycetaceae. The record is from RefSeq and is a predicted model, not a curated record.